Haliotis rufescens (red abalone) is the source of this 1503-nucleotide messenger RNA. RefSeq lists its product as uncharacterized. NCBI's taxonomy places the organism in Eukaryota, Metazoa, Mollusca, Gastropoda, Lepetellida, Haliotidae. The transcript has a single exon. The record is from RefSeq and is a predicted model, not a curated record. The coding region runs from base 1 to 1503 and encodes 500 amino acids.
AUGUCACUCUCGUCUACAUCACAGUGUCUACUCUGUGUCCCUGUCAACAUCUAUAGGAAGACAAUCACUGGCCCCAUGUCACUCUCGUCUACACCACAGUCUCUACUCUGUGUCCCUGUCAACAUCUAUAGGAAGACAAUCACUGGCCCCAUGUCACUCUCGUCUACACCACAGUCUCUACUCUGUGUCCCUGUCAACAUCUACAGGAAGACGAUCACUGGCACCAUGUCAUUCUCGUCUACACCACCGUGUCUACUUUGUAUCCCUGUCAACAUCUACAGGAGGACGAUCACCGGUCCCAUGUCACUCUCGUCUACAUCACAGUCUCUACUCUGUGUCCCUGUCAACAUCUACAGGAAGACGAUCACUGGCCCCAUGUCACUCUCGUCUACAUCACAGUUUCUACUCUGUGCCCCUGUCAACAUCUACAGGAAGACGAUCACCGGCCCCAUGUCACUCUCGUCUACAUCACAGUCUCUACUCUGUGUCCCUGUCAACAUCUACAGGAAGACGAUCACUGGCCCCAUGUCACUCUCUUCUACAUCACAGUGUCUACUCUGUGUCCCUGUCAACAUCUUCAGGAAGAUGAUCACUGGCCCCAUGUCACUCUCGUCUACGUCACAGUGUCUACUCUGUGUCCCUGUCAACAUCUUCAGGAAGACAAUCACUGGUCCCAUGUCACUCUCGUCUACACCACAGUGUCUACUCUGUGUCCAUGUCAACAUCUACAGGCAGACAAUCACUGGCUCCAUGUCACUCUCGUCUACAUCACAGUGUCUACUCUGUGUCCCUGUCAACAUCUACAGGAGGACGAUCACUGGCCCCAUGUCACUCUCGACUACAUCACAGUGCUUACUCUGUGUCCAUGUCAACAUCUACAGGCAGACAAUCACUGGCCCCAUGUCACUCUCGUCUACAUCACAGUGCCUACUCUGUGUCCCUGUCAACAUCUACAGGAGGACGAUCACUGCCCCCAUGUCACUCUCGACUACAUCACAGUGCUUACUCUGUGUCCAUGUCAAGAUCUACAGGAAGACAAUCACUGGCCCCAUGUCAUUCUCGUCUACAUCACAGUGUCUACUCUGUGUCCCUGUCAACAUCUACAGGAAGACGAUCACUGGCCCCAUGUCACUCUCGUCUACGCCACAGUGUCUGCUCUGUGUCAUUGUCAACAUCUACAGGAAGACAAUAACUGACCCCAUGUCAUUCUCGUCUACAACACAGUGUCUACUCUGUGUCCCUGUCAACAUCUACAGGAAGACGAUCACUGGCCCCAUGUCACUCUCGUCUACAUCACAUUGUCUACUCUGUGUCCCUGUCAACAUCUACAGGAAGAUGAUCACUGGUCCCAUGUCACUCUCGUCUACGUCACAGUCUCUACUCUGUCUCCCUGUCAACAUCUACAGGAAGACAAUCACUGGCCCCAUGUCACUCUCGUCUACGUCACAGUAUGUAUGGUGUGAUCUUAUAAACAUCGAUGGUAGCCUCUCUCUGGUCGGUUGA